Molecule: messenger RNA, 4561 nt
Organism: Amblyraja radiata (thorny skate)
Lineage: Eukaryota; Metazoa; Chordata; Chondrichthyes; Rajiformes; Rajidae
Product: ecotropic viral integration site 5 protein homolog
Exons: 23
Coding region: 455-2794 (779 amino acids)
Biological process (GO): regulation of GTPase activity
Molecular function (GO): GTPase activator activity; small GTPase binding
Source: RefSeq, a predicted model, not a curated record
GGGAGCGGAGAAGGAGAAGAAAGGGGAGAGCACGGGGGGGGCGGGGAAGGCUGAACGGCCCGACCUGCAGUCCGGCUUCUGCGGCCGUUCACCUCGGAGGCGCCCAUGGAAAGUUAAUCAUUGACAGGAGGGCGAGAGAGGAGGCGCUUAAUCUUUCCAAGGCAUUCUGCUGGUGAAAUCCACUCAAACAACUUUUCCACUGAAUAAUCAUUAACCCCACUUAAUACCAUCUGAAAUUUGGGGAACUGAUGUAUCACAGCCAAUCCAACUCGGAAUUAAACUCCCAAAGGCACUAGGCAGCUGUUUCAGAGUGUCAUGGGGGAACAAGACCAGGGCCAGAUUCACUUUAUCACGAACAACAGAGGCGGCAAUCUGCGUUGAAAAAAGAUUGGCUGUUCUCCAGCGUUUCUCAGUAUCGCUUUUUGUAUUCAUGACAUCCUGCUUGAUGUUAUGAAUGGUAACGUCUUCGAUUCAGAUAAUGGCGAAUGAGGUGGCGACAGACAAGGUUGCAGAGAAGUUGAGUUCUACUCUCUCAUGGGUGAAGAACACAGUGUCUCACACUGUCAGUCAAAUGGCUAGUCAAGUGGUAAGCCCAUCUACUUCAUCGCUGCACACUACAUCUUCAUCAACAACGCUCUCGACACCUGCACUUUCACCAGGCUCACCAACUGCACUUAGUCCUGAUGAUUUGGAGCUUCUUGCAAAAUUAGAAGAACAAAAUAGGUUACUGGAAACUGAUAGUAAGUCUUUGAAAUCUGUAAAUGGAUCGCGACGCAAUAGUGGAUCUUCCCUGGUAUCUAGUUCUUCUGCCUCGAGUAACCUGAGCCACCUGGAAGAAGAUUCCUGGAUUCUUUGGGGGAGAAUUGUUAAUGAGUGGGAUGAUGUGCGGAAAAAGAAAGAGAAGCAGAUGAAGGAGCUUGUUCGAAAAGGGAUUCCUCAUCAUUUCCGAGCUAUUGUGUGGCAACUCCUAUGCAAUGCACAGAAUAUGCCCAUCAAAGAUCAAUAUUCAGACCUUUUGAAAAUGACUUCACCAUGUGAAAAACUUAUCAGAAGAGACAUUGCAAGAACAUAUCCAGAACAUGAAUUUUUUAAAGAGAAAGACAGCCUCGGACAAGAAGUUUUAUUCAAUGUGAUGAAGGCCUAUUCACUUGUAGAUCGGGAAGUUGGUUAUUGCCAAGGGAGUGCUUUCAUAGUUGGUCUGCUACUCAUGCAGAUGCCAGAGGAAGAAGCAUUUUGUGUUUUUGUGAAGCUAAUGCAAGACUAUAGACUCCGUGAGCUAUUCAAACCCAGUAUGGCCGAGCUAGGUCUCUGUAUGUACCAAUUUGAGUGGAUGAUACAGGAACAGCUACCAGAACUUUAUGUGCAUUUUCAAUCUCAGAAUUUUCACACUUCCAUGUACUCCUCCUCCUGGUUCCUAACUAUCUUUCUGACUUCAUUUCCAUUACCGGUUGCCACAAGAUUAUUUGACAUUUUCAUGUCAGAGGGUCUCGAGAUUGUUUUUCGUGUUGGGAUAGCUAUACUACAGUCUAAUCAGGCAGAAUUGAUGCAGCUUGACAUGGAGGGAAUGUUACAACAUUUUCAAAAGGUCAUCCCACAUCAGUUUGACAGUGGCCCUGACAAGUUGAUCCAAACAGCUUAUCAAAUUAAAUACAAUGCAAAGAAAAUGAAGAAAUUGGAAAAGGAAUACACUACCAUAAAAAAUAAAGAGAUGGAAGAGCAAGUGGAAAUUAAGAGGUUACGCACGGAAAAUCGUUUGCUGAAACAACGAAUUGAAACAUUGGAGAAAGAAAGUGCUUCUUUGGCAGAUAGAUUGAUUCAGGGACAAGUGACAAGGGCACAAGAGGCAGAGGAAAACUACCUCAUUAAACGGGAGCUGACCACCAUUAAACAGCAGAGUGAUGAGGCUAGUGCUAAGCUGGAGAAAGCUCAGAAUGCCUUCAGGGAGCUCCAAGAGCAACGGCAUAAAUGCAAUCCACGCUACAGUGAGGAUUUUGUUCUUCAACUGGAAACUGAACUCGUGCAGGCAAGGUUAAGAGAAGCAGAAACACAAUGUGCACUUAAAGAAAUGCAGGACAAAAUCUUGGACAUAGAAAAGCGAAGCAGCUCCUUACCCGAUGAGGAUAAUGUGGCCAGGUUGCAAGAAGAGCUCAUAGGGGCAAAACUAAGAGAAGCAGAGGCAAUAGUGAGUCUAAAAGAUCUUGGGCAGCAAGUUAAAGAUUUGGACGAUCAUUGGCAGCGCCAUCUGGCUCGAACUAGCGGCCGGUGGAAAGAUUCGCCUCGGAGGAACAUCGUAAGUGAACUGCAGGACGAACUGAUGACAGUGCGUUUGAGAGGAGCCGAAACACAGGCUGAACUGAAGGAGGUUAAGCAACGAAUGUUAGAACUUGAAACACAGAACCAAAUCAGCAGUAACCAGUUAUGUCGAGCAGAGAAGGAAUGCAAUAGUCUACGUGAGAAGGUGCAAUAUCUCACAGCCCAGAAUAAGGGACUACUCACUCAGUUAAAUGAAUCUAAACGGAAAAUGGCUGAAAUGGACUGCAAGAAUAAAGAAGACGUGAUGGCAGUAAGACUUCGGGAAGCGGAAAGUAUUGCAGCUGUGGCAGAACAUCAACAGAAAAUUGCUGAAUUAAAAAUGCAGAAAGAAGAGGGUAAAGUUAAAGGCCAGCUUAAUAAUUCAGACUCCACCCAAUAUAUUCGAGAACUGAAGGAUCAGAUAGAGGAGCUGCAACAUGAGUCUCCUUCAGGUCAUGUGUCUAAAAGGGCAGAGCAACUUCUCAGACCGACUCACUUUUGAUAAGAUCCAUAUUGUGAACCACAUAGCUGAUGAUGAUUCAUUCCACUCCUCCGAUGACGAUCUGAUUCCAAAUACUCUGAGGGUUUGUGGUCUUCGGGGUGUUCCUCGCCAUUUUCACCACCUUGGCAGAAACGUACAAAUGGAAGCUAACGAUAAGGACAGUGAGGACAGCACAGACAGUGAUAAUGAGGAGGCAGCAACGCACCCUCAUCACUACGGCCAGAUUAGUCAUCAGAAUAUCUGCCCAAAGGGUCAGGACCAGACAGAAUCGCUCUCCACCACCGUGUGACCAUCACUGUGAACAUGAGGCUCUCCGGUUCAUGUCAAAGACCAAAUGGGCUCCAGUCAUUCAGACUAGAAUGCAGGUUUCAGCCUUGCCUGCUGAUUAAAAUAAAGUGACUGACAUGUGGAAACAACAAGGGGGUGGGAGAUCUGCCAUUGAAAUGGUGGAGAUGAUGUUCUGGAUUUCAUACUGUUUUUUUUGGGGGGGGGGGGGGGGGGGGGUUUACAAGGAGGGUGUCAUUUUACCUGUUCUUUUGUCUGCCUUAACCUCUGCCAAACCUUUCCGAAAUAAUUGUUGCCACAUGCGAAAACAAGAGAGGACUUGUAAAAUGGACAGAACAGGAGAUGAGAUAGUGACAGUAUUAUAUACAGUAUCAUCUUUUGUCUUUUUAAACUUGAAAUACACUUCCUAAUUUAUUUAGAAAAGGGGGUUUUAUUUUCCCUUUGCUUGAUACUUCAGUCGAUGGAAUUGAGCUCUUGGAUAUUGGUUGAUAAUGGAAAAGAUGCAUCACCUUGUGCAAUAUUAAUUGUAUUUUAUGCUAAAGAGAACACAUUUACUAGUUUAUGAUAUAAAUGUACCAUGAUGGUCUUAAGAGGAUUAAUUAAAGAGCUUGUGCCUUUAAGGCAUGGUUUGGUCAGGAGUAUUGUCGGUUAACAAUCUUAUUCGGGCAUCAGAGUUUAAUAUGUGCAAUUGGAACAUGUUCAGGACGCAGCUCCACAGUAUGCUAUGUCAUGGGCUUGCUUCAUAUCCCAGCACAAAAACACGUUUCUUCAAGAAAAUACUUUUUUAAGUACAAAAAAAAAAAUCAAAUGCUAAGAUUGCUGUUUAUACCUUCACAUGAUCUUAUCCAUUUUAUUUUAUCUGAGUUUUCAUUUGAAGUGUCUGAUAACAAAUAGUGAUGUACCAGUAGUAUGUGUUCCAGCAAUAUCUAAUUUUAUGUGUUACUUUGUUAUGACAGAGAAAUGUAGUUACAUUUAAAUAUAAAUAUGUUUUAUUGUUAACUGAGAAUGCAUAGGGUUACAUUUCUGACUUUAUCACAAAUCAACCACUUCAAAUUUGGAGAUUUCAACAUAGGCAUGGACUGAUUACCCGAGUUUAUACCAUUCAAGGAAAUGCAGAAACACUAUCAGGAAACUGUUAUUCAGAAGUAAGGAAACCUCCUCAGAAAAUAUCCGUGUUGAAUAUGUUAGCUCUGCUUGGCAGUUGUUAACACUAGCUUUUUCACUUCACUAAUGAGAAUGCUUGUAUAAACACUAUCAGUGCAUCUCUUUUAACUUUAAAUUAUAACAUAAUCACAAUAAAUAAACUUAUAUGAUUUUAAAGGGAUUAUACUGUAUCUUGUUACUUUGCUUGCUUUUCCAUUACUGAUGUAACAGGGAAUCUUAAAACUGAAAAGGGAAUGCGAAUUUUGGACAUUAUUCCAUGUUUUAAAAUGGUGUGAUUCCUUAUGACCACAAAUAAAUUGUUGGUAUCUUUCACCAUCU